AACAUAUGCUCCCUCUGUAUAUGCCCUAAUUAAUUGGCUGAGUUAGAAAGUUCUCUCUUUGCCUCUCAAAGAAAUUGUGCGGAGGAUUGAACCAACCCAAAACGCCGCCGGCCAGAUUUCUUGUACGCCGCUCAUCGUUCAGCGCGCUUCCGCCGCUCACCGUUCCUCGCUCUGCCACCGCUCACCGUUCCUCGCUCUGCCACCGCUCACCGUUCCUCACUCCGCCGCCGCUCACCGUUCCUCGCUCUGCCGCCGCUCAUCGUUCCUCGCUCUGCCGCCGCUCAUCAUUCAUCAGUAGCUGCUCUUCGUUUAUCGCUGCUCAAUCGCAAAAUUUAAUCUUAAAUUGGCCGCAGCUCUUGUUCUUUUUCUCAAUCGCACUUGUCCAGGAAAAUGUUCCGUGCUAGUGAUAUUACGCAUAAACCUUCUAUGCCAAGAUCUAAAAGGUCUUAUGUACCACCUCAAAUGUUAGCUAAGGGAUGUGGGAAAAAGAUAAGCGGCCUGUUUUCUACUUCUAAAGGUCAUAUUGGAGCAAACUCAUUUACUGGGACUAGUGGUCAUUCCAAAGAUGUAUCCACAAGGGAUCGUUCUGGUGGUGUUGUUUUUGAUCCAUUACUGAUUCUUCCUCACUCAAGUGGCAAAAACAUGAAAUCUUUACCUCCUGAAGGAGAUAACAUUUUUGAUGAUGUUAAUGAUUAUGAACUGAAUGGUUACUCAGAAGUACCAGGAGACCCAAAUGAAAAAGUUGGAAGAUGUGGCUCGUUUGCUUCUAAAAAGAAUACAGGGGUUGAAAAUAAGAGAGGAAGAAGUAUUCUUGAUGAUGUUAUGAUUCCUAGAGAUUCAAAUGGUCACGUUGAAGGAUGUGGCUCGUUUAAUGUGAUGAAGAACAACGGGGUUGAAAAAAAGAGAGGAAGAAAUGUUCUUGAUGAUGUUAAUGAUUAUGAACAUAAUGUGUGCCCAGAAGUACUAGGAGAUGUAGAUGGAAAAGUUGGAAGACGUGGUUCGUUUACUUCUAAAAAGAAUACAAGGGUUGAAAAUAAGAGAGGAAGAAGUAUUCUUGAUGAUGUUAUGAUUCCUGGAGAUUCAAAUGGUCAAGGGUGUGAGUCGUUUAGUCUUAAGAAGAACAACAUGGUUGAAAAAGAGAGAGGAAGAAGUGAUCUUGAUGAUGAUAGUGACAGUGAAAUGGGGUUACAUCCAAGAUUUUUUGGAGAUCCAAAUGGUCAAGGAUGUGGCUCAUUUACUUUUAAGAAGAACACUGAAGGUGAGAAAAGGAGAAGAAGAACCAUUUUUGAUGAUGCUAGCGACUCUGAAAUGGAGAUAGAUCAGGGAUUUUUACAAGAUGCAAAUGAUAAAGGUGGUGCAUCUUGUAUCACUAAAAUGAAAGCUGUGGCGGAAAACAUUCUUGAAGAUGUUAGUGAAACUGAAAUGGAGACCAAUCAAUUUUCACCAGAACCCAAUGGGAGUGACACGUAUAAAUCUCAGAGGAAAAAUGUGAACGAAAAAAACAGAGGAACAAACAUUCUUCUUGAUGUUAGUGAAACUGAAAUUGAGGUAUAUCCUGAAGCCGUAGAAGAUACAAAAGCUAAAGGUGGUAGCUCUUUUACCAAUAAGGAGAAAAGUUUAAUUCAAAAAAAGAGGGGAAGAAACAAAUGCAAGGAAAUAGCAAGGCUUAAACCUGGUGAGAAACUUGAAGUCGCUUUUUAUAACAAUCGAGCUGUCGGUAAGAAUCAUGAAGUGUGGGCAAGACAUUUGGGAAUUAUAGUGCGAGAUACAAAUAUGUGUCCCGUGAGAGUUCACAAAUGGAAAGAUAUUGGAGAAAAAGAAAAAGAUCACAUGUGGAGUGCUGUCACGGAUGUCUUUAGUAAUGCAAACAUUGAAGUUUACAAACAGCAUACUCUUUUACAUAUGAAAGAGUUGUGGGGAAAUUGGAGGUCAGAUUUGUUGCGGUAUAAUGUGACCAAUAUUGGAAUAACCUUAAAAACUGCAUACAUGCGUAGUCCGCCUACUGGACUUGAGAAGCAUGAGUGGAGAUGGCUUAUAAGGGAGAUAUAUUCCAAUCCUGAGUUUCAGAAAAGAAGUGCCAGAAACUCGGCUAAUAGAGGGUGCUAUGCUAAUGAGUUAAUGCACCGGACAGGGAGCAAACCUUUUAGGCAAGUUAUUUGGGAUGACUUGGGUGCGAAUGAAGGGAAUGAUCCACGUUUAGUUGAUGUCUUCUAUACGACUCGCAAGAAAGGAGAUAAGCUUCCAAAUGUGGAGACAAUACAAAAACAUGAGGAAAUUCAAGAAAUAACAGACAAAUAUCCAUCACUUUCCAAUGUUGAGGUAGCACAAAUGGUUUUUAAAUCCAAGUCUCGAGAUCGGGUUGUCGGUUAUGGAGGAGGAGUAAAGCUCAAAGAUGUAACAAGGUCACAACCCAGUAGAGAAGAACUUCAAGGUGAACUGAAUUCUGCUAAACAACAAAAUCAGCUUAUGGCAAAUCGCAUGGAAACAAUUCAAGAGGAAAACAAUGAACUUAAGGGCCGUGUUGGUACAAUUCAAGAAGAAAACAGUGAACUUAAGGGUCGUGUUGGUUUUAUGGAGUCUCGAAUGGAAAUGUUUCAAGAUAUGUUAGUCAAGCAACUCAACGUUUCUAUUCCCUCAUAGAAUAUAUUGCAAGGUAUUUGAAGAUGAGAAAUUACCAAGUGAUCAUAGAAGUCCUCAGAGCUUGACAAGUUAUUAGAUGGAUUAGCUAGCUAGUACUGAACCUUUCAGUUUUUGUAGCCAUACAUUUUAGAACUAGACUUGGAGAUUUUGUUUUGUUUCUACAGAGUUUCUACAGACGAUUCAUAUUGUUUCUGAAAUGA
Molecule: messenger RNA, 2840 nt
Organism: Cuscuta epithymum
Lineage: Eukaryota; Viridiplantae; Streptophyta; Magnoliopsida; Solanales; Convolvulaceae
Source: the annotation of a GenBank genome assembly